Molecule: messenger RNA, 3739 nt
Organism: Oncorhynchus keta (chum salmon)
Lineage: Eukaryota; Metazoa; Chordata; Actinopteri; Salmoniformes; Salmonidae
Exons: 5
Coding region: 315-3065 (916 amino acids)
Biological process (GO): protein dephosphorylation; negative regulation of JUN kinase activity
Cellular component (GO): cytosol; cytoplasm
Molecular function (GO): protein tyrosine/threonine phosphatase activity; MAP kinase tyrosine/serine/threonine phosphatase activity
Source: RefSeq, a predicted model, not a curated record
UACACACGCACAAGCACUGACACUGGUAUGGUGUAAGCACUUUUUCUAUGUUUAUUGUUUUUUUUAUUAAUAAUAGAUGGUUAGUGUUACAUAUUUUUCUAUGUAAGCUUAUACCUGCACCGCACACGGAUCCGAAAAUAUGAUAGGUCCUGCAGUGCAAACAAAUGUCUGGACAACAACAAUGAAAACGUAAGGAAUUGUAUUACACGGAGAGCAUGAAGCUAAAAAGGAAUUGUCACUCCUAACGCGCAGCAGGCCUUUAUUUGUCCACAGAAAACCGGGAUAAAUACUAUUGCAGCUUUGUGUAGACCCAGAUGCCUCCACUCCCUAUUGGCGAGCGCAUAGUGGUUAUUCAGCGCCCUAAAAACUUGGCCCUACUUGGGUCCUCCUCACAGACCUCACCACAGCCUCACUCCCAUAUAACAGCCCUCAGCAACAAACCUCUCUCCCGCCCUUCUCAUCCCCACCCUCCUCAGUCCCACCCUAAUCCUCCCUCCCCGAAUUCACUGUCUUUGGAAUGCAAGAGCAGAUCAUCAUCCCGUCUGCAGAAAACCAAGGGCAACAAGGCUAUCGUGUCAGAGGGUGUCAGACACACCGCUAGCCACUGUCACAGCAACGGGACCGUGACUCUUGGCCCUAGACCCCACCAACACACACACACCAUCGACAUCAAGUUAUCUGUGAACAAAGGAACAAAAGGACAAGGGCACAGCAACACUUUUGGUCGCAGUGGGAGUGUGAAGGUGGGCAAAAAAAGGGUCUCGUUGUGCUUGGAUCCCGGAUACGGGGAGAGAAAAGCUGGGGGAACAUCAGGGAAGCCUGGAGGAGCAGUGCAGCAACUCCAAAACCACUCACAGAACCAGAUCAAGGCCUCACUAGGCAAUCACCAUCAGAAUCAUCUGGCUGUGUCCCCAGGAGGGGUUCUAGAAUUUGUCCCAGCCCAGAGACAGCAGUCCAAGUCCAGAAGAGAGAAGGCGCAGGACGCAGCUUCCAAAGUCUGCUCUGCCAGCUUCCCCCCCAGAGGUGCCCGGGAAGUGCCCUGCGUGGGUAACAAAGAGAAUUCCAAACUGGGACCUGUCCAUGAAAACCCCAACGCCCACAGCCUACCCCGCCACCACAACUCUGUUCCUGUUCCCCAUGCCUCCGUCCUAAACUCCCAUUACCCUGCUUCCCCUCCCUCCCACCAACCCUGUGCUUCUACCUCGUUCCAGAAACCCCUCAACAAGCCCCAUCUAUCCCGUGGCAGGGACCAUCGCCCUCAGAUCCUCCACGGCCUACCCCUCUCCCCCUGUUCCUCCCGUGGAGGUUUCCCCAGCCCAGACCACACCUGUACCAUCGACUUCUCCCAUCCCUUCAGCUGUGGCUGCUGGAAGCUGGUCCGCUGCAGGGGGACCAGGGGACGUUCUGCUGGCUGUCAGGGGGGUGGGGGGAGUCCAUCUUCUUCUUUUUCCUGCGCCCACGGCCACGGGGUUGGAGGGGUGAACCACAGAGGGGGCUCAGCAAUGGGUUUAAGAACUCUGGGGGGAUGUUUGUCCACAGCCUCCACCACCAACACCUCAUCCUCCAACAGCACUGUGUCGGACUGCCGGACGGGUUUGCUCAGACCCCUGCGAUGUGCCUCCUGCGCCGGGGAGGCUGGUGCCUUUGAGAGUCCUGCUGCAUUCCGCAAAAAACUGGUGGGGGGAUGCCUGCCCUGUACCCCACUAUCCUCCUCAGCCCCGCUGCGAGCCUUACAGAGUUGUGUGAGUGGCUGCAACCCCAAAGCCAGUCAGGGCGGCAGCUCUACCUGCAGUUAUUGUAGCAGCGACCCCAUAGUGGUGACCUUCAACCCCCACCGGGGCAGAAAGCCCACCGGGAUGGGGAGGGGUAUAGUGUCAGGGCACCCCAUGGGGGUAUUCCCCGCCGAUGACGAUGAUUACAGUGUGCGUACAAUCUGGCCCGAGGAGCUGGCGAAGAAGAUGACCAGGUCUAAAACUCAACAGAACCACCAGAGCUGUGCCGGGAUGGGGAUGGGAAUAGGGAAGACAUGUGCCGGUCAGAAUCAGAACAGCAGCAACGGAACCAGCCCUGUUAUCCUGGACUGUAAGAACCUGUUGGAGUUCACCCGGAAUCAGAUAACAGACCACGCUGGCCGCCGCCGGCUUCAGCAGGGCAAGAUGGCCGUCCUGGAUUUCAUUGGGUCUGGGUCUGGGCCUGGGCGAGAUCCAGGCCGGGACUCGCUGAAGAGGCUCUGGAAGAAAGGUGGGGAGACAGGGAUGGUGGAUGGCAUGGGGCAGGAAGACGAUAUGGCAUACCCUCGCACCCCCUCCCCCCGCUCCCCCUCUCCCCAAUCCCCUUCUUCCUUCUCAACAGCACCGUCAGUUCCCAGCACUCUCCUCAAACCCAAACCAAGACAGAGAGAUGCAGAGGGACGGUAUUCCCUCCCCUCCGCCCCGUCCCUCCACCUGGUCCUAAACUCAGUCAACAGAGAGCAGGAUGAGGAGAACGGCAGAGUGCACCUCACUCUGCCGCUCUCCUCCUCGCUCCCGGCUUCCCUGUCAGAUGAGAGUGGGAUGACCCCUGACGUGGAGAAUGCGGUGGUGAGCCCCAUCCUGCCCUUCCUUUUCCUGGGCAACGAGAGGGACGCCCAGGACCUGGACCUACUGCUGCGUCUCAACAUCGGCUACGUGGUCAACGUCACCACACACCUGCCCCUCUACCACCUCGGCUCCAGCCUGAUACACUACAAACGACUGCCGGCUACCGACAACAGCAAGCAGAACCUACGUCAGUACUUUGAGGAGGUGUUUGAGUUCAUUGAGGAGGCACACCAGAGUGGGCGUGGAGUGUUGGUUCACUGUCAAGCUGGCGUGUCCCGCUCGGCAACCAUCAUCAUCGCCUACCUGAUGAAGCACACCCUGAUGACCAUGACGGAUGCCUACAAGUACGUGCGGGGCCGUCGUCCUGUGGUGUCUCCUAACCUCAACUUCAUGGGUCAGCUACUGGAGUUUGAGAGGGACCUCAAUUCCGGGGUCACUCCUCGCAUCCUGACCCCCAAACUCAGCGGCCUGGAGACCCAGGUCUGAGAGUGGGAGACUGAAUAGAGGGACAGAAUGGAGGGAUGGAGGAAACCCGCAUUGGGCGAGCCAUAGUUUUGUGAAGGAGAAAUGAAAGGUAGAAUGAUGAAGAAGGGAACGCUGAUUAACAGAUUGUCCCUAUUGGCAUAGAUGAUGAAUUGAUGAUUGAAAUAGUGCACUUCUAUAGAUUAUGGGAGAAAUAAUUUGAUUGGUUAUUUUAUAAAUAGUCUCAUUUCUGGCCAACCUGAUCCUCAUCCAAUUCCAUUUGUAAUUUUGACCAUUUUUAUACAAUGCUUAGAUAUCUGGCAGAUAAGGGGGCAGGUAGACUAGCGGUUAAGAGCGUUGGGCCAUUAACCGAAAGGUCACCGGUUAGAAUCUCAGAGUUGACUCAGUGAAAAAUAUUCUGAUGUGUCCUUGAGCAAGGAGCUUAACCCUUAUUUCUCCUGUAAGUCACACUGGGAUAAGAGCAUCUGCUAUAUGACUUAAACAUGUAAAUAUUAUCUCCCAUGAUCCACUGUGAUCAGAUGACUCAUUUGAUGCUUGUGGUUUACAGCAUUACAGAUACUAAGGAAGUGCAAUGAGUCCUGGCCUGACACAAGGCCAUUUACAAAAUCAAUCAUGCAUGCAGAACCAGAAUAGAAACAACUAUAGUGACACCCCACCAUUAAACUAUGAUAACCCUA